AUGGCCCCGACGUGCCUGCAGCCCCUGCUGAGGUACCGCUCCGUCGCCAUCCUCCUGCUCACGCCGCUGCUGCUGCUGCCGCUGCCGUUCGCUGUGCCCACCAAGGAGGCCAGAUGUGGAUAUAUCAUCAUUAUCAUGGCUGUGUACUGGUGCACUGAAGUGAUCCCCCUGGCUGUCACUGCUCUCAUGCCAGUGGUAUUUUUCCCUCUGCUUGGAGUUCAGACCUCUAAAAAAGUGUGCUUGCAGUACCUAAAUAGCACAAACAUGCUCUUCUUUGGAGGGCUGAUUGUUGCAAUUUCUGUUGAGCAGUGGAAUCUUCACAAAAGGAUUGCACUGAGGGUCCUUCUGAUUCUUGGGGUGAAACCUGCACUCCUGAUGCUGGGAUUUAUGACAGUCACUGCCUUCCUGUCAAUGUGGAUAAGCAACACAGCCACCACGGCCAUGAUGGUUCCCAUUGUCCAGGCUGUCCUGGAUCAACUGGACAGCACAGAGCAUGAUGUGACCAUGGCGGAACAAGCAACCGGGCAAACAAAUACAGUGAUUGAGCUGGAGGAAAAGAACACAUCAGAGUCCACUGCAGUGCCUGAUGUAAGCAAUGAACAAGUCACUGAUGUCCCCAGAUCUUCUGAGGAAAAGAAAAGGAGGAAGCUUAUAUGCAAGGGAAUGACACUUUGUGUAUGCUAUGCUGCCAGCAUUGGAGGAACUGCAACACUUACUGGAACAGGACCAAAUGUGGUACUGAAAGGCCAGAUGAAUCAGUUAUACCCCGACAGUAAUGAUAUUGUGGACUUUGCUUCCUGGUUUGGAUUUGCAUUCCCAAACAUGGUCCUGAUGUUGGUGCUAGCUUGGCUUUGGUUACAGUGCUCCUUCAUGGGACUUAACUUAAAAAAAAACUGGGGCUUUGGGACAGAGAAAACUGCCAAAGAAAAAGCUGCAUACAGUGUGCUGAGGGCAGAAAUGAAGAAGUUAGGCCCUAUGUCUUAUGCUGAAUUGAAUGUCCUCCUUUUGUUUGUAUUGCUGGUGGUCUUGUGGUUUUCCAGAAACCCAGGCUUUAUAAAAGGCUGGGCUUCCAUACUCUUCAAAGGAGGAGAAAAGUAUAUCACUGAUUCUGUUCCUGCUAUGUUUAUUGCCCUGUUACUGUUUAUCCUUCCUGCUCAUAAGCCCCAAUGCACAGCCUGGAAUCCAAGCAUGUCUGACCCUGAACAGACUGAAAAAGAUAAGAAAAAGUCAUUUUUACCAACCCCGCUGCUAGACUGGAAUGUGGUUCAAAGGAAGAUGCCCUGGAGCAUUGUGCUGCUGCUGGGAGGAGGUUUUGCUUUGGCUGAUGCAAGCGCAAACUCUGGGCUCUCAUCUUGGAUGGGUCGUCAGAUGGCUCCACUGGGAUCUAUCCCACCAUGGGCCAUUGCAUCAGUGAUCUCCAUUAUUACAGCUGUCUUCACUGAAUGCACCAGUAACGUGGCCACAGCUACCCUCUUCCUGCCUGUCUUUUCAUCCUUGGCUGAAUCUAUCAGGGUCCACCCUUUGUAUGUUAUGCUGCCUGGUACUCUCAGUGCUUCAUUUGCCUUCAUGCUACCUGUUGCAACACCACCAAAUGCAAUAGUGUUUUCUUAUGGUCACAUCCAUGUUUUGGAUAUGGUUAAAGCUGGAAUAGUGAUGAACAUCAUUGGAGUCUGCUGUGUCACACUGGCCAUCAACACAUGGGGAAGACCUAUGUUUCAGCUGGACAUAUUCCCAGCCUGGGCAAACAGCACAAGUCACAGAGCGUUCGGGAGCCGGUGUGGCAGCAAUGCCACUGAGCCUGCACGGGACCGCGGCACGGAGCGACCGGGCCGCUCCCCCCGGCCGGGGAAACCCGCAGCGCCGGAGCCGCCGCCGGACACAGCCAGCGCCCGUUGGGAAACACCCCGCUUCGUGCUCCAGCCACUCCCGCCUUCUUCGGGGUCUGCCGCGAGCUGCAGCAGAGCACGGCGAGAAGGGAGGCAUUUGGACAGAGCCACGUUCAGCGUGCGGUUUAUUCGGAUACUGGGAUCCCCGAAUUCUCUUUCCAAGAGCAGCCGCUCGACACCCGGCGGCCGCAACGCAACCGGGGCCGCUCCCUCACGGGGGAGCCCCCCCGCACCGCCCCGCCUCCGCGCCGCCCCGCCUCCGCGCCGCCCCGCCUCCGCGCCCGUUGCUAGGCAACAGCUGCUGCGUUCCCAGAGUGCUUAG
This is a messenger RNA of Onychostruthus taczanowskii (white-rumped snowfinch), 2208 nucleotides long. It is a transcript of the gene SLC13A5, whose product is annotated as solute carrier family 13 member 5. Gene Ontology annotation, biological process: monoatomic anion transmembrane transport; citrate transport. The record is from RefSeq and is a predicted model, not a curated record. The transcript is spliced from 13 exons. Lineage: Eukaryota; Metazoa; Chordata; Aves; Passeriformes; Passeridae. Gene Ontology annotation, molecular function: citrate transmembrane transporter activity; sodium:dicarboxylate symporter activity; succinate transmembrane transporter activity. Bases 1 to 2208 code for a protein of 735 amino acids. Gene Ontology annotation, cellular component: membrane.